UUUUCGUUAUUUUUAUGUCUUUCACUCUGCAUGUUUAUGAUUUUGUGUAUGCUUGUGUGAAUGACAUUUGAUUAUAAAGGUUUAUGUGUUGGUCUUAUGAAAAAGCUUCCAGAGAAUUGCCAUUCAAUUUUCUUUUCAUUCCUUUUCAAAUAUAAAACAAGUUUUAUAUUAGCACAAAAAAGAAACAUUCCAGAUAUUUUAUUUUCUCAAUAUACAAGUACAAAUAAGAGGUUUACUUGCUUGCCUGCAUUUUAUUUAGUUAUAGAUGAGUUAUAACUUUUGCCAAAUGUGAAAUGCUUUUAGUUAAUAUAGUGUUAUGCUACAAGUGAAUGGUUUGUUGCUUUAAGUCUGUGCUUGAAAUCCUAUGCUCAACAGCAACAAGUUUCUUUCAGCUCUUUUUAAAGAUUAUAAGAAAAGAAAUCAAGGAAAGAUUUUCUUGGAUUUAGAAGAUAUUACCCAAAGUAUUCAAAUAUGAGUAUGCAAUACUUAUGAAUUAAUUAUCUCUUUUAAAGAGAGGUUAUACUGUGAUAAUAUGUAUUUUACUUUUUGAAAGUAUUUGAAUAAAACAAAGAAAUUAAUAUUUGGUCACAAGAGUUAUCAAUGUUGUGAUGAAGGACUAGCAGAUGCCUCUUGAACAACUGAUUUGAGAUUUACAGUUCUAGUCUGUAAAUAUAAAACAACAAUUUUGUGACAUUUCCUCUCAAAGCAAUUAGAAUUUAGAAUUUCCAUAAUGGCCAUGUUGUUUCAUUCUUUUAAACAGUUUCAUAAUUUUACUAAUUACAUAUUCCAUCUCAUGAUCUUAUGUUGUCCUUAUUUUUUUUUUUAAUCUGCAGUUCUGCUAUAAUCAUGUGACUGGCUUCUUUAGAUGUGACAGUAUUGGUGUAUGCAAUGGAAAAUUUAUUGAACACCAGAAGAUGGCUUUAAAGUUACUUUAUUCAUAUAAAGUGAAUUAGAACAUGCCUUUUAAUUGAAAGAUAUAAGAUAACUACUUUGGAACCAACUAGGAUUUGACCUACAGAUGGAAUAUGAGUUUGUUCCAAAGCUGUGUCCAAGCUUAUGUCAAUUAAGCCAUUUAUCGUAUCGUGGUUAUCGUGUGUUCUUUUAUUUGUCUUUCUCUCAGUGAAAGAGUGUGUAUUAGCUUUAUAAUUCAGAAUGUGGAAAAUUAUCAGAUAUGGUGCAUAGUAGACUGAUAUAAGUUCUCAAAAGUUCUAUUGUUUGCAACAAGAAUAAGUUGGGCAUCCUCAACAGGUGAUGCUGGACAGUGACGGCAUGAGGACUGGCAGAGGAGGAAGAACAGGGACUGAAGAAAGUAAUACAGCAGUCAAGUUGCUUGAAUGCUGCAAGUGCCCCUAUACUUGCAUCCAACAGGCACAGAUGGAUAUGCAUUAUCGUACACAUCCAGAAGUGAAACCAUACUCAUGCCCUCAUUGUCCUUUCCGUUGUUCCCGCAGCGAUAACCUAAAGAUACACAUUCGUAUCCAUACUGGAGAGAGACCCUUUUCAUGCCCUCACUGCCCACAUCACUCUGCAACAAGUAGUGAUCUUAAGAAACACAUUCGCACUCACACUGGGGAGAAGCCAUACCUGUGUCCCUUUUGUCCAUUCCGAAGUACUCAAAGCAGUAACCUUAAGAUUCAUUUAAGAACACACAACAGCGGACAUGCAUAUAGAUAAUUUCUAUGUUUCUUUUAGUAUUUGUUAUUUCUCAAAAUUAGUGCGAUUCAGCUCAUGUGAGCCUAAUUACCUGAUAUUAUAUAUAUGUAUAUCAGAGGCAGUAAGAUUUUAGGCAUUUGUAGUUACAAGUUGUCACUUUGAAUAAUUUGUGUACUUAAACUGUACAUUGUGCCAUCUUGGUAUGUUGUGCAACAGAACAUGAAGUGGUUUCCUUUUCUCUAUGUGAGACUACUGUAUUACUGUUUUCUUUGCUGGUAUUUUGUAUCAGAUUGUGAAAAGAAAUAUUCUUUAAAGUUUUUGUUUUCUAGAGCAAACAAUAGGAAAUUUUUUUUUCUUGUUUGUUAACUGGAUAUAUAUUUGUUUUUUAAUCACAGAAUAUAUUUGAACCAGUAUUUAUUACUUUUGAGGAAAAUAAUAGUUGACUAUCGCUUUUGACAACCACACAA
This is a messenger RNA of Penaeus monodon (black tiger shrimp), 2120 nucleotides long. RefSeq names its product protein krueppel-like. Lineage: Eukaryota; Metazoa; Arthropoda; Malacostraca; Decapoda; Penaeidae. The record is from RefSeq and is a predicted model, not a curated record. The transcript has a single exon. Gene Ontology annotation, biological process: regulation of transcription by RNA polymerase II. The coding region runs from base 1252 to 1674 and encodes 140 amino acids. Gene Ontology annotation, molecular function: DNA-binding transcription factor activity; RNA polymerase II cis-regulatory region sequence-specific DNA binding.